GUCUUUCUGUAUUUUUGUUUUGUUUUUUUGGUUAUGUAGAAUUACUUUUCUCUUCUAUGAAUUGAGUGGAGCAACGAAAUAUUGAGUUGUGUAGGCGACCACUGUUUGGAAAUGGAUAAUCUGAUUUGAUGCGGGUUUAGUAAGGUGUCGGAGAUUGUGGUCUAAUGAUUAGAACGUCUUCUGAUUGUUGUCCAGUGUGAGAGAGUACACUGGUGACACGCUUAUGUGAUUCCAGGAUGUUUACUUCUUAUAAACCACACAUUGCAUACCAUAAAUUGAUGAUCAACUUGUGUAAUCCAGCUGUAUACACUGUGCAAUCAUUUGUAUUUUCUGUUGAACAGGUAUGCACAUAUUGUCUGUGCCUAACAUUUCAGAAUGCAUCAAGCGUGGAUGAAAGCAUAUGUAGCAAAAGCUAUAUCUUCCGUAGCAGUAGUGAAUGUUUCAUCAAUCUGAUCUAAUUUUGAAGUUGGUUUUUGGCCCUGUUUCAGGUCGAACAAAACUUUCAGAUUUUUCUGCAUUAAGCAUAUGUUAGACACUGCAUUGUAUUAGCACAAAUCAAGAUGGUUUGAAGAGGAAGUCUGUCUUUAAUGUGAUAACUGAUGACUAACGUGGGAAUAUUGAAGUUGUCGUUCAUUUUGGUGCUGGGUUUGCAACCUCUGCACUAAAACGGUAUAAGCUGGCAAGCAACCAACUUGAGUGGGCUAGGUUGCUGAAGCUGACUUUAGUUGGCUGAUGCAGACCAGUGUUCGGGUAAUCUGGAGAAAGACCGGUCGAAAGUGAUUGGAUCUAGGCCUCAGAUUUGUUCAUUUCUGUUAGCGCCCCUGACGAGAGGGACCCACUGGGCAGCAACCACAACAACUCUACAGCUGCCCAGCGGCCCACACGAGUCAAGCGGCCCAGCCCGCGCACCCACGGGCCUGAAUGGAUCAACUGAGCCCGCGAGUACGACUACUUCAGGGGAGACGCACGAAGAGCACACCAUCCAGUGGAUCAGGACGAACCGGCGGCUACCUACUUUCCUCUUCCCCAACCCUAGUUCUUCCCCUGUUCAUUCUCCAUUCGAGAGCGAUGCUCCUGUAAUCGAUUUGUACUAGCUACUACUUCGGAGAGCAACAGUAGAUCGAUUCUAACAUCUGGUAUCAGAGAUCCAGCCACCACACACCUCCACCCCGUUCUGGCGAACCUCAUCGAGACAAGAGGGUUGCGGCACGCGCGUGAAGCCAUGGAUCCGAGCGUCUCCGCCUUCCUCACUCGCUUCGAAAACAAGAUUGAGGCCGCCAUCGACGGGCUGACCAAGGCUCAGUAGUCCACGGCGACGAAGAUCGACGACCUUCUAUCAUGGCGUCCCGAUCUCGAGCGCCGAGUGGUGGAUCUGGGCGACGCGGUCACAGCACUGCAACGUGCACACGCGCCGCCACCAGCUCGCUCCGGCACGGAUCUGGUGCAUGAGAGCACUGAAGAGGGGAUCCAUCCUCAAGGGCCCGAUGGCCACGGCGAAUUACAGAUCAAACGGGGGCCAUCGGCGGCGUCCCUCACACCGCCGCCGCCGCUCUCGGCUAACGGUACAGCCACGAUUCCCAUCUCCCUAGUUCCGCUGUCUCCGUUUUCGCAUGCCAGUCAAAUGCUCACCGGCCUUGGCCAGGCACACCCCUCUAUUUCCUUUCCGCAGUUCUCGGGCGGAAAUCCUAAUAUAUGGAAAACUCUUUGUGAGCAGUAUUUUUCCAUGUUUGGGAUUGUGCCUUCGUUUUGGGUUCCUAUGGCAUCUCUGAACUUUUCGAGGCCAGCGGCAAUGUGGCUGCAGUCCAUCCAGCGCCGUCUGGGCGAGUUCGAUUGGGACUCGUUAACCGCACUGCUGUGCACGCGGUUCGGCCGAGAUCGUCAGCAAACUCUCAUUCGGCAGUUUUAUUGAGUUCGCCAAACCACUACCGUGGCAGAUUAUAUCGAGAGAUUUGAGUCUAUCAUCAACCACUUGAAUUCAUACUCUGAAUCAAUUCAUCCUUACUAUUUUCUCACGCGUUUUGUCGAGGGCCUUUGGACGGACAUCAGGGCGGUCGUCAUGGUGCAGCGACCCCCUGACCUGGACACGGCGUGCGCGCUCGCGCAACUACAGGAGGAGGUGGCGGAUGGAGCGCGGGGACACCCACCACGACCACCAUAUGCGUCUCCAAGGGCAGCAGUGCCAUUGCCACUGCCCAACCUCCGGUGCGCCAUCCGACCCCUACGAUCGCCACCGAUCGGCGUGGAACUGACGCCGCGCGCGCGGACUCGUCCAAGAUCAAAGCGCUGCGAGACUAUCGAGGCGCCCGCGGCCUCUGCUUCAAGUGCGGCGAGAGGUGGGGGCAUAAUCACGUGUGCCCCACCUCAGUCCAACUGCAUGUCGUCGAGGAGCUCCUCGACAUGAUCGGCCUCGACAACUUCAUCGACACCAAGAUCCCACAAGACGAAGGCCCGAAUGACACGGUCAUGGCAAUCUCUUUAUCUGCCGUGAUUGGGGGCGUCUCGGCCAAGGCGUUUCAGUUGCGCGCCUGGAUACAAGGGCGCGAGGUACUCCUCCUCAUCGACUCAGGCAGCUCCAACUCUUUCAUCGACGAGCAACUGGCCACAACUCUCGUCGGGGUCCAAGCAAUGGCCAAACCAGGCCGUGUUCGUGUCGCGGAUGGUGGCGAAAUGGUCUGCUCAACCUACAUUCCACACUGUGCGUGGUACGCUCAAGGGCAUGAGUUUUUCACGGAUCUGAAGGUGCUUCCUCUCGGUACCUACGAUGCCAUCCUAGGGAUGGGCUGGCUGGAGGAACACAGUCCCAUGACCGUUGAUUGGCGCGCCCGUUUCAUCGAGACAAUCACCCUAGCAGGACCGAUCCGGCUGAAUGGACAUGAUGCAGCUUCGGUUGUCUGUGAAACCAUCAACAGCAUCCAAUUACAGAGCCUCUGCAGCAACGGGGCUGUCUCGCAUAUCAUACACCUAUGUAUGAUUGCACCAGAGGAGUCAACUGCACCUGUUCCGGACUGCAUUCAGAAAGUGGUCGAUGAUUUUGCGGAUGUUUUCUCUGAACCAAAAGGCCUUCCCCUGCGGCGUGCUUGUGAUCACAAAAUACCGCUCAUCCCUAGAGCACAACUAGUCAACAUUAGACCUUACAGACACAAGCCAGAGCACAAGACAGAGAUAGAGAAACAAGUCGAAGAGCUGCUGCGAUCAGGUGUGAUACAGAGAAGCACGAGCCCAUUCUCCUCACCAGUCAUUUUAGUCAAGAAGAAAGACGGAACAUGGCGACUAUGUAUCGACUACCGUCAGCUCAACGCUCUCACAGUGAUCGCCAAGUUUCCGGUACCUGUCAUUGAGGAACUCCUGGAUGAACUUCACGGUGCAGCUUGGUUCUCCAAACUUGACCUUCGCGCAGGCUAUCAUCAAAUUCGCUUGGCUCCCGGAGAGGAAUACAAGACAGCCUUCCAGACGCACCAGGGCCAUUUUGAAUUCAGAGUGGUCUCGUUUGGCCUCGCAGGUGCGCCGGCCACUUUUAUUGGAGCAGUCACCACCACUCUCAAGCCUGUCAACCGUGUCUGUGUUCUGUCAUUCUUCGAUGAUAUUCUCGUCUUCAGCGCAACACUCCAAGAGCACGUCGGUCGAUCAUCUGAGGCAGGUGCUUACUCUCCUCCGCAGACUGUUGGAAGGCCAAGCUCAGCAAGUGUGCCUUCGGUCAGCAGCAGAUUUCCUACCUGGGGCAUGUCAUCAACUCAGAAGGCGUCGCUACCGACCCCUCCAAAAUUGCAGCAGUCAACAACUGGACAGCUCCGACAAACGUCAAAGAGGUUCGCAGCUUCCUGGGGCUUGCAGGCUACUAUCGAAGGUUCGUCAGAAACUUUGGUGUGAUCGCACGUCCUCUGUUCAACCUGCAACCUGCUCAAGAAGGGGACUCCUUUUCUCUGGACCUCCACAACUGAAACAGCAUUUCAAGUCCUCAAACAGCAGCUGAUUUCUGCUCCCGUGUUGGCUCUCCCUAAUUUCAAACAAGCCUUUACAAUCGAGGCUGAUGUGAGUGACCACGGCAUCGGGGCGAUCUUACAGCAGUAGGGGCACCUGAUCGCUUUUAUGAGUAAAGCACUCAGCCCACGCUAUCAGGGGUUGUCCACGUAUGAGAAGGAAUACUUGGCUAUAGUCGUAGCCGUGGAUCAGUGGCGUCCGUACCUGCAACACGCUGAAUUUGACAUCCUGACCGAUCAGAAGAGCUUGAUUCACUUGGAGCAACGUCUGACAACCCCUUGGCAGCAGAAGGCGUUCACUAAACUGCUCGGCCUGCGAUACCGCAUCCGGUACAAGAAAGGGAUUGAGAAUGCUGGUGCAGACGCGCUAUCUCGUGCCAAGCCAAGCGACACACUUUUCUCCACCACGUCAUGCAACCCGGCCUGGCUCGAGGAUGUCACCAACAGCUACCACAACAACGAUCAAGCUUCGCGUCUGCUGUCCCAACUUGCCAUCAGGGAAGACCCAAAAGGCAGAUUCACCCUUCGGCAAGGGAUAAUCUACUUCCGAGGCAGGAUUUGGCUGGGGGGGAGCACUCAUAUACAGCAGAGAAUCAUAUCAGUGUUUCACGACAGCCCCAUUGGCGGCCAUUCAGGGUUUCCCGUCACCUACCGUCGCAUCAGACGUCUCUUUGCCUGGCCUAAGAUGAAACUUCAAAUCCUGCAGUACGUCCGCUGUUGCCAGGUGUGUCAGCAAGCUAAGCCAGACCGUGCCGCAUCACCAGGGUCUGUUACUGCCUCUACCAGUUCCACAACAACCAUGGGAUAUGAUUUCCAUGGAUUUCAUGGAUGGCCUUCCCCAGUCCAGCAAGUUCAACUGUUUGUUGGUGCUCGUCGACAAACGAACCAAAUUUGCUUAUUUCCUCCCUCUGGCUCAUCCAUACACGUCAGCUUCAGUGGCACAGCUAUACAUGAACCAGAUCUACCGGACGCAUGGUUUACCCAAAGCAAUCGUCUCUGACAGAGACCCAGUCUUCACUAGCCAUUUCUGGCAGGAGUUAUUCUGUGGAGCAGGCACUGAACUCAGACUGAGCACAGCCAAUCAUCCGCAGACUGACGGCCAAACGGAACGUGUCAAUCAGUGCGUCGAGACAUUUCUUCGCUGUUUCACUCAAGCUUGUCCAAGGAGAUGGAGUUUCUGGAUCCCACUCGCUCAAUUCUGGUACAACAACGCACACCAUUCUGCUAUAGGCAUGACUCCAUUCAAGGCACUGUUCGGGUACGAGCCUGCACAACUGGGGAUCUCCGUGGAUAGUGUUUGCUCUGUGCCAGCGCUGCAAUCAUGGCUGGAUGAACGAGCAACAGUUCAAGACCUGCUGCAGCAACAUCUGAACAGGGCGCGACAACUCAUGAAAGACCAAGCAGACAAGAAAAGAUCUUUUCGAGAAUUCCAAGUGGGUGAGAAAGUGUUCCUCAAGCUACAACCAUACAUCCAAUCCUCAGUGGCACCGCGGGCGAACCACAAAUUAGCCUACAAAUUCUUUGGACCAUUCCUCAUCAUCGACAAGAUCAAUGAAGUAGCGUAUAAACUGCAACUACCACCAGAAGCCACGGUGCACCCAGUUUUCCACGUUUCGCUGCUUCGCCGCGCCCUACUCCCUGGUAUGUCGGUCGAACCAUAAUUGCCUCAUUGCUCUGAUGAUCUUGCUGUACCAAUGGCAGUAGUGCAAACACGCUGGCGCAAAAAGAACGGGGGUAUGCAAGAACAAGUCAGGGUGCAAUGGUCCAAUUCUGCAACCUUGGGCCACCUGGGAGGAUAAGGCCAGCCUCAUGGCGCGCUUCCCGCAUGCAGAGGCUUGGGGACAAGCCUCAUCUCAAGGAGAGGGGGAUGUUAGCGCCCCUGACGAGAGGGACCCACUGGGCAGCGACCACAACAACUCUACAGCUGCCCAACGGCCCACACGAGUCAAGCGGCCCAGCCCGCGCACCCACGGGCCUGAAUGGAACAACUGAGCCCGCGAGCACGACUACUUCAGGGGAGACACACGAAGAGCACACCAUCCAGUGGAUCAGGACGAACCGGCGGCUACCUACUUUCCUCUUCCCCAACCCUAGUUCUUCCCCUGUUCAUUCUCCAUUCGAGAGCGAUGCUCCUGUAAUUGAUUUGUACUAGCUACUACUUCGGAGAGCAACAGUAGAUCGAUUCCCUCAUCCAGUCUCUAACAAUUUCUUAUUUGAGGAGCCAGAACAUGCUGUACUCAUAGCCUUGCGCAAGCUGGCACAAUGCUAGGGGACAAGCCAGGCCAGAGCAUGGUGGUGACUGUCUCCCUAGUUAUCCCUUUGCUAUAACCGUAGCUCCUGAUAUCGUCUCCUGCCAUCCCUCUCGCCAUCCUGUAACCCAAACCGUAAGAACGGAGAAUAUAUUGUGCUGCAUAUUCUUUUCCACAAUUUUUCUGCAGUCCAUGUUUUUUCUCUUCAUGGUAUUAUUGCCAACAUAUCGAGUUUCUGUCUCACUCAAAUUGUACAUAUAGGACUGCAAGUUUUAACAUCAGGUGUUUCUGCAUGGUUGGAUGAGAGGAUACACGGUCAAUCUUAUCUGAGG
This is a messenger RNA of Triticum urartu, 6558 nucleotides long. RefSeq lists its product as uncharacterized. Gene Ontology annotation, biological process: proteolysis. Lineage: Eukaryota; Viridiplantae; Streptophyta; Magnoliopsida; Poales; Poaceae. Gene Ontology annotation, molecular function: aspartic-type endopeptidase activity. The record is from RefSeq and is a predicted model, not a curated record.